AUGCCUGGCAGACACCCCGGCUGCACUCUGGACAGUUUCACCAGACAGCAGCAGAAGCAAGCAAGCGAGCGAGAGAGAGAGAGAGAGAGAGAGAGACUGGGCACUCCAGAGAUCCUUCAGCACAGCAGGAAGUAAGUACCAGGUGGAGUCCGCGGUGCCAGGGUGGGGGACUAGGUCCUGGUGUCAGCUCCGUUACCUGGGCUGCAGACAGCAGAGUCCUGAUGGAACAAUCUGACAGGUGGCUUCCAUUCAAAUAACUAUGGGUCUGCUUGCUACCCUAGUGCAUUCAGACAGUUUGCAAAGGUGUUCUCGGGUACGGAAUGCAAGAGAACAGUCCAACUGUGUAAGCCAAAGCCAGAAUAAAGGGCAAGAAAUAAUUAUCUACACUGACUAAUCAGUACAGAGUGCUCAUUCUAAAAAGUGUCCCUGGUUUUUGUCUGGGCGAUUGAUGUGUGAGGAAUUGCAGUGCAGUGCAGCAGAAAUGUGCAGGAAGAGGCAGGUGUUAAGGGCUAGUGCAAUGUGGAAUUCUAGCAAAGUGUCCAUUGUUUGCCUGCUACUGGUCUAUACUUCUUUCCCACCUCUUUCCAGUUAUGUCUUGUACUGUGUAUGUUCAUGUUGCCACCUCAUAAGUGGCUGUCAGUAUCAGGGGUGAUGAAAUGUGCAGAACACUGAUGUCACAUUGCACAUUAUGUUAUAGUACAUGUCCCCGGGAAGGGAGAAGAAAAAAUACAAAGGGGCAGCUCAGUGUCCCUUGUGUCUAGUUCCACACUACAUUUACUGGCCAAAGUUAUUGGGAAUUUGAGUAAAAACCUCUAUAAAUCCCAGAGGGGUUUUCUCUCUCAUCCAAUACUCACAAUUAAGGUUUCUUUGCAGUUAUCUGAUCCAUGAUGCCCAGUAAGAAUAUGGUAAUAUACAGGUGUAUGUACCAACAGGAGUGAAUGCACCCCCCCCGUGCCCUGUGGUCCCUCUCAAUCUUUGUUUUUCAAAGGAAACUUAUACUUGCCUUCAUAUCCAGCAGUGAUCAGUGGCAGACUUUGGGUUCUCACAUUUCAGCGGCGCCCUGUGCGACGCUAAAGUUCACUCCCCCCACCUCGCACGCUCCGUUCUACAUCAUUAUUGCAGCGCCCCCUGUUGCACGGUGCCCAGAGCGACCAAACCAGUCAUGCUACCCUAAAACCGCCUCUGCAGGGAUCACUUAUUUAUUCCUGUUUCAGGUAGGCUGCAUUCCAUUUUAUUAAAAGUGUCUUGGAAGCUUCCUAUUCAAAUUUUCCAGCACCUGAAAAAACAGCUUCUAAAAAGGAAGAAAAGAAAAGAAAAAGCCCUAGGGGAGUGUGUGUGGCUUUGUGAUGUACAAGGGUCAGUCAAUUAGCAUGGAACACAUCUGGUUUGUGUUGGUUAACCAAUAUACAGUAGCAAAUUUUCUCAUUAGCUCAGUCCUGUCGGGAAGAUUGUGCAUCCAACCAAAACAGGGUCUGUGUUUGCACAGUGUUCUGACUACUCUAAUCAGCUAGGUCUGUGCACUGAACACAUGUAGCUGUCUUAUAUGCUUUCAGACCAUUGGGCCUCUGUAGCCCAAUAUUAUCUACUACAACUGGUAACAUUUUAUUAAGAUCUCAGGCAGAUAUAAUUCCUUGCCCUACUUCCCAAGCUUUAACUGGAGAUCCUGCACAGACAAAAAAACACUUUCACUGAGCUGAGGCCCUCCAAAAUAACAGAGACAAUUCAGAACUACUGCUAUGCUUAUGGUGAUGCCUUUUCCCUGCUUGAACCCACAGCAGCUUCUUGUCCACAGUAAGCAGAUGGCCAGAGUCCUUCAUUGUGAGCGGAAAGUACCAGGCUGCUGUCGACAACACACUCCUGCUGCUACAGUUUGCAGCAGUGUAGAAAACUGACAGCUCCUAUCCUGUGCAUCAGUAAAAAGCACAAAAAAUGUUACCAGACAUGAUGGUUGUAUGAACUGGCCUGCACGCAGUUUUAACUGCUAUGGGGAGAAUGUGUGCUUAAAACAUAGCUGUCAACUUUUCCCUUUUCUUGUGAGGAAUCCUAUUCGGAAUAAGGGAAUUUCCCUUAAAAAAAGGGAAACAUUGACAGCUAUGGCUUAAAAGCCUUCUGUGAUUGUUCUCUGCGUUUAACUGAACCACUAAACAAGGUCUCUGCACAUUCCAACAUUGUUUUUUUAUAAACAACACACAACUAAAUUCCGCGCAAAAAACAAAUUAGUCAACUUCUAUAUAAAAUAAAAUAAAUGUAUGCAGAUCUAUUCUUAUUUUUCAUUAACUUCCUCACCAACAUGGUGAAAGGGGGAAGCUAUGCAAGGCACUGAAUCUCUGAAACCCUGGGAAUCCUGCUCAGCCCUUACCCUUGUUUCUGAAAUUUCACCAGCUAUCUGCAAGCCUACCCAGAACAUUAAGGACUAGACACUUACUAGUCCUUACAGGUGGCAGCAGUGGGGCAGAGGACAAGGUGAUGGUGGUGGGUGCAUGCCAUUUUCUGUUUGCCUCAAAUGUCAAAAUGCUCUUCGCUCAGUGGCAACUUCACAAGCCCUGGUCUAAACUUGCACAGAUAAACAGAAUACCUUUGCCCUUUAGAAAUUACAACAGGAAAGAGGGAUACCUAUUUACUUGUAAUUUUCUUCCUUUGGGCAUAAGCAGUGCUUUAAAUAAAGAAUGUAGUGAGUAUUUCACAAGGAGUUUGAGCUUGUAAAGGAGUUGUUUUCUAAAACCGAUUGUUCUCACCUAGUAAGCUUAGCUCCUCCUGAAUAGUUAUUCCUUAACUGCUAGUAUUUCGUUAGAAUCAAGGAGGAACUAAUGAGAAUGAAGGCAAGGCAGGGUAGCCAAUUUGCAUUGCAAAAAAGAAAGGAAAUCACCAAAAAAGAAUUGCAUAAAAGAUACAUUAAUUUAUAUGUAUUGAUGCAAAUUUAGAAAAUGUUUUCUAUAAUUUCAAAAUACAUCUCCCUGUAUGGAGUGAGGCUGUGGACAGGCGGCCUAUGCACUUGCUCAGUCUGCUCCCAGGCGUUGCUAACCGUUGAUGGGCAGCUUCAAGGCACUUGGUUUUCCUUCUUAUAUUUCUUCAUCUUUAAACCAAAUGGCCAUUCAAACUGCAGAAACACACCUUCAUAUAGAGAGCUGUCCUUCCAAGAAAGAAUUGACCUCUGUAGAGUAGAUCAUAUGGCCAUCCAAAGCAAGGUUUGGAGGUCAGAUUUCAAAGCAGGAGGGGAAGCAAAAAGCACAAACGUGAGAGGAGUUGUCUCCUUCAAAAAUGGAAGAAUGGCCUUAUCUUCUGAAUCUCUCUGACCUUUCUUAGGGUCAGAGACAGACUCUGUUCACUUGCAUGAGUAGAAAAUUCACCAUAGAACUCACAUGCCCUUUAAACAAGGAAGCAGAAUUUCACAGAAAUUGUGGCAAAGCAUCAACAGGCCAGUUGGGUCCACCUUUAUUAGUAGUGGGGUAGCAGCAAGGUUUAUCUGUGGGCUGCACCUAUAGGUAGAGCGAAUGAAGGAGAGGAAGAGGGGACUUAAUGAAAAGUUUUCCUCUUUUGACUAGUGAAAAAUGGUCUCUUUUGCCCUGUGCAAACGAAUGGUACCUGAGUGAAACAGGCCUCAGAUUUGCUUGGUUACCAGGGCAACCGCCUCCCCUUCAACCCUGCUUUGCGUGCAAGGUUUGUCCUGAGAGGCAGAUUGGGUUCCUUGCAAGUGUCCAAGCCCACAUGAUCGAUCACAGCCAAGUGGCAUGCAGCAGCAGCCGCGAAUGGGCAGGCCAAAUAUUUGUUGCUUUGCCUGUAACUGGAGAGUAUUCUGUGAAGUCUUGGUUGGUGUCUCUGCCACUCAUUUGGAAGAGAUACAGCCGCAAUGGGAGAUGAGACUUCCUUCACUUCACACUGAAGCUUAAGGGAGAGGAGAUUUAUAGUUAGUAGCAAUAAAAACACACUGUGCUUUUAUUUACUAUUGUAAAUAAUAAUAAUAAUCCAAUGCUGAGCAAGUGGGGUGUGCGAGGGCUGCAGGGGAGAGGAGGGAAAAGUGCACAGCCCUGUGUUUUUACUUUGGGCUUAAAAUCAUUUGAGGUGGGAAAGCCCACAAACGGCGUUUGUACGGCGUUUUUAUUUUAUUUUUCACACAGUGAUCUAUUUGUGUGAAAUUGUCCCUAUGCGUGAGAGAAACCAGAAGGGUAUCGCAUCAGAGGGGUCAUAAAAUGGAUGUGGUGCCUUUUCAUUUGCUAGGGCUAAUAAAAGCAAGACGCCCUAUGAGCAUGUACUGCUCCCACCACUGAAUAACCAAAACCAGACUCUACACCACUCAUCUAGCUCAUCCAGACUUCUAGGCACCCUUGAGCCUCGAUGUUGCUUAUUUAUUUAUUUAUUUAUUUAUUUAAGCAUCUUUCUCUCUCCCUUUCACAUUUGCCUCUGUUUACUGGGCUUAUCUCUAGGAGCAGACUAGGCAGGAGAGGGGAAAAGGAGAGGGUGGUUGGACCUUGCCAUGCCCUUUCCCUCUGCCUCUAGAAGCUUGGAAACGGAUCUCCAGUGGCUUUAAGAGCGUGUCAAUCCCAUUUAGGCCCAAAUCCGCAUGAACUUUCCUAGCCUGUAAGAGAGGACGCUUGGCAUGGAAUCAGAAGGCAGGCACUCUGGCAGCAGCUAAGCAAAGGGGGCUGCAGGCGACUGUGUCCAUCUUCCGUGGGGCACCAGAAAUGUAAUUUAGAACAUGACAUAGAGCCAGUCUGCUCACCCGCUAGAACUGGACCGCAAAAAGAGUGUGUAGAAAGAAGUCACCAUCAAAGAGAUUUUCCAUUCUGCCUUCCAGCAUUCUAGAGUUCUACACAGUUCUGCAACCGGGACAAUGUUUUAUAAGUGGAAUUAGUUAGGGAGAUUGAUACACUUUAGCUAACGCCUUGCUAAAUUUGGAAUAUGUGCAUAUGGAGUGGGAGAGGGGGAAGGGACUAGAAUCAAAAAUUGUGGCUCAAAGAAUCCCAGGAAUACUACAGAGGCAGUGCAUCCAAUCUGCUGUAGAUGCAACUGUUUCAGCGUGUUUGGCCUGGCCCACUCAUAAUGUAGACUACAUAGAUGGAAACAACAAGCUGUUACAAUACAUCUACAUGCAAGACUUCCCACAGUUGACAUGUUAGGAUUAAGAGGGCAAAGGAUACAGUAUAUGCCCUUUCUAGGGUUAGAGUUGCAUCUACGCAUAUACAGAGUACCUUUGCUUGACUUCCAUCACAGAUGCUGGAUUGGCUCAGCUGAGGGAGCUCUAAUACCUCUCUUUUUUUGGCAGCCCCAGGUGGGGAGGAGCAGUGGAUGUUUGGGGCAAUCGGGGUAGGUAGACAUUGGCUGUGUGGAAAAACCUGCCUGGAGAGGAAGAGCAAACUUGGGCUCCUGUUGUGCAUCUAUCUAUCUGCCAGAGACUCGCCUUGAGUUUCUGUAUUAAAUUUCAUUGAUAAAUAAUUAUAUUAAAUCUAUUAAUUGUGUGCUUAAUUUAUAUACAAUAUAUAUAUAAACAUAUCUGUGUAUAUUAAAUAAUAUAAACUAUAUUGCAAACACUUUAAUUAACAAUAUCGAAAUUUAAUUCAGUGUGUGGCCUGCAGGUUCUGUGCUGAAGUGCUCUUGCAACGUCUUCGUCUGAGAGGCUGGACUGCCCUGAGCUAAGAGCAGACGAAGACCGCAAGGCUCUUAGUCUGCGUACAGAAGGCUAGCUAGUUUAGAUGUACUCUGUGUGGCAAUUCACAGAAACUAGAAUCCAUAUCCAAACACUGCACUGUGAAAAACAAUGGCAGCUGUUUCUUAUGGGAUGAUCACAUGCAUUCCUAUUUAGUGGAUGAGCAUGAUGACACACACAUAUGGUUUUAUUUAUCUGUGUGAAAACUAUAAAUCCUCUCUCUCUCUCUCUCUCUCUCUCACACACACACACACACAAAACAACAACAACAACAACAACAACACAGAAUGAAUUAUAUUAGGAGGUGUUUAUAAGUAACUUGGAUUGACAUUAUUUCCCCUGGUUCUAUAUGCUCCUGUUCUGGCAACUAGUCAGGAGGACUUUAAAAGUCUGGCUGUUUGGCAAGCCUAAAAUUGCUUCCUGGUGUCCUAAAUGAGCAAAGGCAUGGAGCUAGAGGCACAUUUUAAGCUACCAAUAAAGAGGAACGCAUUGCAACUUAAUCCACAUUUACUAUUUUCCCUCAAAACUGCUGAAAUUGGAUUGAGUGGUUGCGCUGUGCAUUCAAACAGAUUGUGUGAUAUGUUGCUGGUCUCAUAACUGCAUAACUACUUCAGCAUCAUAAUAAUAACAGUCCAAAUCCACUCAGCUCACAUGCCUGCCACAUCAAUGUGGAUGUGUGAAUGAAUUUACCUUCAGUUAGGGCUAGAAUGCCUAGUCAAAUAGAUUAAUCCAUCAAAAAGUUUUGACUGAUGAAAAGGUGUCCUGAAUUACUCAGGCAGUAGAUUUUACAAACUUUUUUUUUUUUAAAAAUGUAAGUACUUAAGUGCAGAUGACUUCUUGAAAGAGGUGGCUCCUCCUGUGUGAAAGAGAAGAGGAAGGAUGCCCUUUCAAGAUGAUGUUUUCUGAAUGAAUUCUAAGAUUGACACCACCUUCAACUGAAAGGACUUCUUUCUACUUUUCCUUCUGAGAGGUAAUUCCUUUUGAAAGAAUUCAGCCCAGAAAUAUCAUCUAAGUGGAGAACUAAAGCAUGCUUAAAAAAACCCAACUGGACCCUGGAGACGUGGGAUGGAACUGGGAAUUCAUAAUGUGCAACAUUCAGAUGUGGACGUUGGGGGACAGGGGCAGGGAAGUCAAAUUUUGGAUGAAUUUUGGUUGCCCCAAGGCCAUCUGGACCAAUUCAUACUUUUCAUGGUGUAUAAAGAGUGCCAGGCAUGUGUGUUCUUCUGUUUCAAGGUCACUGAGAGGUUUCCAGGGUAUCUGAACACCCUGGGGAGCUGCGGGGGAAGCAAAGAAAAGCAAAGGCUCAUCCUAGAGACCUUUUGCAGCUAUAGGAUGGCUCUGUUUAUUGCCUUGGCCCAAGAGACACCAAAUAGUGAGGAGAAUGCAUCAUCACCAUAUGUUGAGGGGAAAGAGGGGAGGUAAAUGACUUCCUUCCCUGUUCUGGGCAUUGUCGGCCAAUUGGUGCCAAAGAAGGACAGAACUUUUUUUAUGUAUGCUACAACAGCAGCAAGAAUACUCAUUGCAAAGUAUUGGAAGACACAAGAUCUACCCACUUUGGAAGAAUGGCAGAUGAAGGUGAUGGACUAUAUGGAACUGGCGGAAAUGACUGGCAGAAUCCGAGACCAGGGAGAAGAGUCGGUGGAAGAAGAUUGGAAGAAAUUUAAAGCCUAUUUACAGAAAUAUUGUAAAAUUAAUGAAUGUUAGAAUGAUGUUGGAUAGAAAGUAAGUGGUUUCUAGCUGUAAUACUAUAAGGGAAUAUGAAAAAUGGAUUACUAACAGGUAAAAAUUUAACGUUACAAUAUUUUAAGAUUUAAGAUUUGGAUAAACAAAGAGGGGAAGGAUUUGCUGAACCAACAAACCGAACUGGAAUACAAAAAAGGGAGGCGUGAGGAGGUCCGGGAAAUAAGCUAAUGAAAAAUAAGUAAUGGAAAGAUUGAGUUGUUUUUAACUAUUUUUAUUUUGUAUUUUUCUUUUUUCUAUUUUUCUUUUGUAAUAUUUUGAAAAUUUCAAUAAAUAUUUUAUAUAAAAAAAGAAGAGAGAUUGGUGGGUGGUGAGGGCACAUCUGCAUGGUAGGGAACCAUUACCAAGCUUCUUGAAAUCUGAAACAAACUCCUGGGACAUUAAGUGCAGGAGAAACUAGUCCUUGGAAAAACAAGGAAUUUUUGAGAACCCAGCAAAAAGUAAAAAAAAAGUUUGGGCAAUAUGAGUGACCAUACCUCCAUAGGAGUGCCAUUAGAUGCUCUCUCCCUCCCCACCAGGAAAGAAGGAGUGAGUGAAGAUCUGCAACAGGAACAAGUGGGGAAUAAAGAUCUACAUCAGGAUCUGCUGCUCCUGUGGAUCCUGCUGCCUGAGGUGGUCACCUCACUUUGCCUCAUGGGUGGGCUGGCCCUGCUGCUUGGACCAUGUGAAGAGAUAUUUUGAGUAACAAAAACAACAACAAUUUUUUUAUUUGUACUCUUCUGACUAGGGUGCCUUAAAAAAACCAAAUCACCUUGGUUAGGACUAAUUUUGUUUGCUACAUUUGGAUUUCUUGUGCUGUUUGAUUGUUUUCAAUUACUUUUGACUUAGGAGAAUUGAAAUGUUAUAUAUUUGUAUAUAUGUAGAGAACUGGCUUUCUGCUGUCCUCCCCUGCCCAACGCAAUUCAUUUCAAGCUGUACUUAGCAAUUUCUUCCUGUGUUUCUUGCAGCUUGGUCAUGGACCUGUCCUCAGGCAUGGAGGCCCAGGCUCUCCUAGAAGACAUGUUGGAAAUCACGGCCCAGAGUUUGGUGCACAUGGAGGUGUCUGAGCACUACCACAUCAUCAAGGAGUUGGGCAAGGGGAAAUAUGGGCAGGUGGUGCUGGUGACUCACAGGAAGAGAGGUAAGGGUGGAUUGCCUUGUGUGCUCUGGCAACUCCACUCACCAACAGGCUGUUUAUGUUGAAAGGGCAACUAGGGAUGAGAAUACUUCAGUGGCCAGGUGUGCCACUGUUGCUGUUGGAGAAGGUUGGACCACUUGCCAUAACCAAUGGGUGUGGUAACAAUUUCAAAUUACUAUGUGUGAUCUGUGGUCAGCCAAUCAUGCACAGCAGUGGUCAUGGACAGAACUGGGCAUUUUUUUUAAAAAACCCCACUCUAUUCAGUCACUCGUUUCAUUCAUUUAUUAAACUUAUGAAUCACUUGUCACCUGAAGGUCCCCAAGUGGGUGACAAGACCUCUACUGUGGGCAUUUGGUGCGAAACAACUUAUCAUUGCCUGUGGAGGCAUUCACCUUUCAUCUCGUGACUGUAGAAAGAGUGCCCAAACAAUUUCAAACAAACCCCACAUAUCAAGUAACAUUCUUGACCCAGUCCUUAGUGGUUUCACUGAAGCCCAUUUUAAUGAAAAUAUCAUUGUGAAUGUAGUCCUUACAACUUGUCUUGCGCCUAAAAGAUUUAUGCACCCCAAAAAGCAUGAAUGGGACUGAUUCUUCCCAAUUUUGAAAUUCAGAAUUAACAGCAUAAUCCUACCCGCGUCUAUUCAUAAGAAAGUUAGGUAAAGGUAAAAGGACCCCUGACCAUUAUGUCCAAUCGUGACCGACUCUGGGGUUGCGGCACUCAUCUUGCUUUAUUGGCCGAGGAAGCCGGCGUACAGCUUCCGGGUCAUGUGGCCAGGAUGACUAAGCCGCUUCUGGUGAACCAGAGCAGCGCAUGGAAACACUGUUUACCUUCCUGCUGGAGCAGUACCUAUUUAUCUACUUGCACUUUGAGGUGCUUUCGAACUGCUAGGUUGGCAGGAGCACGGACCGAGCAACAGGAGCUCACCCCAUCGUGGGGAUUCAAACUGCCGACCUUCUGAUCGGCAAGUCCUAGGCUCUGUGGUUUAACCCACAUCAAAUGGGACUUACUCCCAGGUCAAUGGGGCUAAGAACCCCCUUCAAUGCAGGAAUUUUAUCUAAAGCAUCCAUGACAGUUGGCCAUCCAACCUCUGCUUAAUAACCGCCAAUGAAGGAGAGUCCAUUACCUUCCGAGGCAGUCUAUUCCACUGUCCAGCAGCGCUUACUGUCAGAAAGUUUUCCCUGAUGUUCUCCAAGAAUUCUCAGAGAUUAUAGACAGAGGAUUACACCCGCAAGCUCUUUUAGUAUGAUUGGGUGCAGCUCAUCAGGCUCUAGAUAGAUAGGAUGAGCUGCUGCAAAUCCCUGCUUUCUAAAUCCAAGUCUUGUUCAAGUGUUUGAAAGGGAACACCCUCAUAUCCUCACUGCCCCCUCAUUUUGUUGCUACUGCAAUUCCCCCUCUUCUAAUCCAUGUUUAGCUAUAAUGGUUGAACUCGUAUCUUAAUUAUCUCAUAUGUAUGAGUGCUGUAUGUUAAAGAGACUUCACCUUAAAGGUAAAGGUAAAGGUACCCCUGCCCGUACGGGCCAGUCUUGACAGACUCUAGGGUUGUGUGCUCAUCUCACUCUAGAGGCCGGGAGCCAGCGCUGUCCGCAGACACUUCCGGGUCACGUGGCCAGCAUGACAAAGCUGCUCUGGCGAGCCAGCGCAGCACACACGGAAAUGCCGUUUACCUUCCCGCUAGUAAGCGGUCCCUAUUUAUCUACUUGCACCCGGGGGUGCUUUCGAACUGCUAGGUUGGCAGGCACUGGGACCGAGCAACGGGAGCGCACCCCGCCGUGGGGAUUCGAACCGCCGACCAUGCGAUCGGCAAGUCCUAGGCGCUGAGGUUUUACCCACAGCGCCACCCGCGUCCCUCAUGUUAUGUUAAAGAGACUUCACCUUACUUGAUUUAAUUGAUAGAUGUAAUCCCUCUCCUCCCACUAUCCAACAGCAAUUGGAGUAACACUAUGUUUUAGUUGUCUGUUGUGGAAAUACAUUUACUGUUAUUAGAGUAGUAUUAUCUCAAUGUCUCAUUCACUUUUGCAUCUUUCAACCUCCCUCAGGGACCCCCAUGGCUCUCAAGUUGCUGCCAAAGGCGAGCACUAAACUGGAGAAUUUCUUGUAUGAAUACUGUGUGGCCCUCUCACUCUCCACACACCCUGCCAUCGUUGGAAUGUUUGGCAUCGCCAUAGAGUCCAGCCAGCACUAUGGUUUUCUCUAUGAGGCAGCCUUGCACAAGGACCUCAUCUCCAUCAUCAAGCCCAAGGUAAGGCGUAUACACGCACAUCCAAUGCAAAGCUUAGCUCCCAGCACCCCAUGCCUGGGUCUCCUUGGGAAGGAAGGGCAGGAUAAAAAUACAGUCAUACUUUGGAUCCGAAUGCCUUGGUACUCGGAUGUUUUGGCUCCCAAAUGUCGUAAACCCAGAAGUGAGUGUUCUGGUUUGCGAAUGUUCUUUGGAACCCGAAUGUCUGAUGGGGCUUCCGCGGCUUCCAAUUGGCUGCAGGAGCUUCUGAAUGUUUUUGGAAGUUGAACAGACUUCUGGAACAGAUUCUGUUCGACUUCCAAUGUAUGACUGUAUAAUGGAGGAAUGAAUAAUUGGCUUCAGCUAGGAAUUCUACCAACACAUACGUGGUUUUAUUUCUGAAAUCGUGAAAUGGCUGUUAGUUAAACAAAUUACAGCAGGAUUUCAAAACAAAAAAUCCAUAGAUUAAACAAAAGCAGUGGGGCAAAGCCUUUUGAAGCUUGCAGCUGAAUGUGUCUCGAGAUAUUUUAACAUGGGUUGAUGCGGUCAUGGUGGCAUCACAGAGAGAAAGGAAAUGUGAUGUUUAUUUUUAAAUGCCUGUUGAGAUUUUGUGGCUUUAUUCAAGAGCAGAAAAGGGCUUGUGUUUCAGUGGCAGAGCCUAAACGCUUAUGAGGAAGUGAGGAGACCCGACAUGAUAAAAACACAUGCCUUUCUCUUCUCUGACCAGGCUGGCAUCCCUGAGCCAGCAGCCAAGCUCUGUGCCAAACAGCUGGUGAGUGCACUGGACUUCAUCCACAGCCGGGGCCUUGUCUAUCGAGAUGUCAAGCCUGAGAACAUCCUCCUUUUCGAUCGCCAUUGCCACUGCAUCAAACUGACAGAUUUCGGCUUGACGCGGCCCCAGGGCACCCUUCUGCGCCUGGUGGUUGGGAUCAUCCCUUACACUGCACCUGAGCUGAGCCGUGGCACUGGCGACUCCCCAGGCCUGCCCAUUGAUGCCAGCCUGGAUGCCUGGGCCCUUGGAGUGCUGAUCUUCUGCCUGCUCACCGGCUACUUCCCUUGGGAGAAGACGUUGCCUGAGGAUUCCUUCUUUGAUGACUUUGUGAUAUGGCAACAGUCCGGCCUAGACGAAGACUUGCCAUAUCACUGGCGCCCUCUGUCGCCAGAUGCCGUCGCCAUGUUGCGGAGCCUCCUGGCUCUGGAGCCCACAAAGCGCGGUCCCAUCCGCCGGGUACUCAGCUACCUUGACCGGCCAUGGCGAGCAGAAGUGGCGGCCAAAGACCCCUAG
This is a messenger RNA of Podarcis lilfordi (Lilford's wall lizard), 11998 nucleotides long. Lineage: Eukaryota; Metazoa; Chordata; Lepidosauria; Squamata; Lacertidae. The record is from the annotation of a GenBank genome assembly.